Molecule: messenger RNA, 2295 nt
Organism: Alnus glutinosa
Lineage: Eukaryota; Viridiplantae; Streptophyta; Magnoliopsida; Fagales; Betulaceae
Exons: 4
Coding region: 137-1912 (591 amino acids)
Source: RefSeq, a predicted model, not a curated record
CACUCAAGCACCGCUUCUAAUCUCUUUCGUGUAGUGUCCUCACUCCUCGGCCAGAUUUUUCUCUGACGUUGCUCAGAUCUCUCUCUGUUUCUCCAGGGAUACAUCUUGGUUGGGCAGCCUGGGCGGUUCGUGGAAUAUGGAACCAAAACAAAACAAGAAGGAAGCAGAGAUUCCUGUGGAGACAUCGACCGGACCAGAAUCUAACAUGAAGGAACAACAAGAUAACAAAAACAAAUCUGAGACUCCUGCAGAGGCAUCUACUAAACCAGAUUCUAACAAGAAGGGAGCAGAGACUCCUGCAGAGGCAUCUACUAGAUCAGAGUCAUCAAGGAAGAACACCCCCCAAUCAUUAAAGUCCAAAACUAGAAUUGCAAAGUGGAAACAAGGAAAGAAGAAUAAGCAUGUAUUUAAGGGCAACAAAGAAAGUACCAAUAAUGAAGGAGAUGUGAAGAAGCUAAAAUCUAGAGAAGAGACAGAGAAGAAUAUUAAUAAUGAAGAGUGUAAGGAUGAGAGCGGUCAGCCUCAAAAGGACCAAGAGAAGAUCAUCCAGUUGGAAAAGCACAACCAAAAUCAGAGAAACAAAAGAAGGCGUGGUGGGUCAGACAGUAGCUUAAAGAAUCAAAACAACAAAGAAAAGCAUGAUGGCAUGGAAAAGAGCCACCAUGAUGAGAAAAACAAAGAAAAACUUGGUGGUUUGAUCUUUAUGUGCAAUGCAAAGACGAAACCUGAUUGUUUCCGCUAUCGUGUAAUGGGAGUUCCACCAAGUAAAAAAGAUGUUGUGAUGGAUGUCAAACCUGGGCUUGCACUUUUUCUCUAUGACUUUGAUCUGAAGCUUCUGUACGGGAUAUAUAAGGCAUCCUCUAAUGGUGGCAUGAAACUUGAGCCAAGAGCUUUCGGUGGGGCAUUCCCUGUUCAGGUGCGGUUCGGUAUUAAGAAGGACUGUCUUCCGGUACCUGAGACUAUUUUUAAGAAGGCAAUCAAGGAAAAUUAUAAUGAAAAGAACAAAUUCAAAACAGAACUUACUGUCAAACAAGUUAGGAAGCUCGCGGAACUUUUUCGACCAGCUGAAGUCCAUUCGAACAUGCUGCCUAUCCACCCUCCACAAGUUUCUAGAGUUCGGGAUAGGGAAGUUCAUGAAAGAGCAAGAGAAACAUGGCCCCAUUCUCAUAUGGAAACACUUGCUAGGGAUCCUUAUACCAAGGGUGAUUCUAUUAGUUACCCUUUGCUGUCUCACGAAAGGGAUCAUCAGCGUAUUGCAUACCAAGACAUGACAACCAUACAGAGAGAGGAAAUUCCUCGUGAACGUUACCUGACUGAAAAGGAGUACAGAGCUUUUGGGCUUCAGGGAGAUAGAAGAAAUUUAACUCCCCCAUCUCAUAUUGCUCCUACUUUGGAAACGUACCAGAGAGACUAUGAAAGAGAGCACCUGCUAAGACAGCCAGACCAUAUGUAUAGGGAUGCCGUCUCUGCACACAGAGAAACUAUUCGUGCUGAUCCUCUCUACUUGAAUGAGAGAGAAUAUCAGGCUUAUGGUCUUGUUGGUAGACAUGAAUUGCCAUCUUCAGUUCCUGUUGCAACUGCAGCAUCAGCUACUGCUUUAGGCUCCUAUACCAACGAUCCAUACUAUGCUUAUCAUUAUGGUGCUUCAUCAGUGGAUCCAUAUGAUCCAAAUCUGAGGAGGCAGGAAGUACCUUCAGGUUCUUAUCCUGUUGGCGGAGCGUACUCGACUGAGAUCGCUCAUUUGCGCCAUACAGAAAGUGAUCAAGUUGAGGGGUUAUACUCCACAUAUGCUGCCGAUGCUCCACCGCCUUAUAACCGGACACAGCACUAUCAGGGUACCCGGCCUGAAGCUGGAAAUGUGCCAGUUUCAUCUCGGUACUCUUUUGCUUGUCUAUCAUUCCCACCCCAGUGACUGAAUUUGCAUCUUUCAUGGACAGAGAAUGUGAUUGCUUUGUCACCAAUUGUUGGCCAUAAAUUUAGUGAAUCGCAAACUAGGAUUACAAAGGGUAAUGAAGAAGAAGAAGAGGAGGAGGAAGGAUUACAAAGGGUAGCACUGGGCUCUAGGCUCUGAUAACUUUUGACAAAGGCUGAGUCGUAUGAGACUGCCUAGUAACUACGGUUGCUUGCAGUUAUUGUUACUGCCCUUAUUUUAUUCUUUCCUUUGAUAAACUUUUGUUGCAAUGGGCUGUUGAAACGAUGGAUGAUUACUAGUGAUGAUUGGGCUAUGAACUUUCUCAUUUGGGGUCUAGGAACUUCUAGUACGAUAAUCUACGUGUAUGCAUUUGGGUUUCGGUU